Messenger RNA from Hydra vulgaris (swiftwater hydra), 2206 nucleotides. RefSeq names its product dixin. The record is from RefSeq and is a predicted model, not a curated record. NCBI's taxonomy places the organism in Eukaryota, Metazoa, Cnidaria, Hydrozoa, Anthoathecata, Hydridae. Gene Ontology annotation, biological process: positive regulation of proteasomal ubiquitin-dependent protein catabolic process; cell development; positive regulation of protein kinase activity. Gene Ontology annotation, molecular function: beta-catenin binding; protein kinase binding; ubiquitin protein ligase binding. Gene Ontology annotation, cellular component: beta-catenin destruction complex; plasma membrane; nucleus.
UUAAAUAAUGUCACAUCAUAAAGAACUAUAUAUAAACUGGAUAAAUACUCAGUUAGAAAAGCGAAAAGGGAGUGAAGUUGUAAAAAAUCUAUCAAGUAUGCAAGAUGGCGUAGCUUUUUUACAGCUUGUAGAAGUUAUCAGUAAAGAACCACAGCAAAUAACAAGAGGUUCCACAUUAUCUGAAAUGUAUUUAAACAUUAAAAGAUUGUUUGGGUUUAUGGCAAGAAAAAAUAUAAAAUAUCAUAAAGUUUCUGCUAAAGAAAUUAUCGAAGGUAAUGAGAAAUCAAUCAUGUGUCUGAUUCUUGCUUUAGCAGUGUAUUUCAAGCCAGAAUUGUUUAGUUGUAAUUGUUUUCGUAACUCAAUUCUUAAAAAUAAAGCUUCUCAUUGUUCAAGUUCACCUGUUUCUACUGUUUCCAAUGCUGCUGCUUUAACUAACAAGGCAACCAAUAACAUAUCUUUGAUAAAAAUGCCUUUCCUUAAUGAAGAAAGAAACAAAGAUGGUAGCAAAUCUUUGUUGUUUCCUAACUCAAGAUAUAAACCUCAUUGCUCAUAUAGCAAGGCAACUUCAUCCGAAAAAUUUAUCAGUAAUGAAAAAGAAUUAGGUUAUACCAGUAAUGGAUUUCGAUUAAAAAAUGAAGAAAUACCAGAACCACCUGAAAAGCAUUCUUCUAUUCAGUCACAUCCAUCUAUUGUUUCUUAUGACUUAAAUGAAAGAAGUUCUACCUUAAUACACAACAUUUUAGAAAAAAAAGAUUUAAAUAUUGACCAUGUAUUAACAGAAGUUUCUCAUAUUAAAAAAUAUUUGAAUGAACUACAGAAUUUGUUAAUUCUUGACAGCUCUGAAGAAAGACUUGAAGUUUUAGAAGAACAAUCGAUAUCAAAAAGCAUUUUAUCCAAUAAUAACAAUGAAGACAGAGCAUUAAAAAUUGAAUUAAAUGAACUUAAGGAAGAAAAUUUAAAGCUCUACAGAGAAAAGACAUCUUUAGAACAACAGAACAAGUUAUUAGAAAAUGAGCUUCGUUUCAUAAAAUCAAAACUGUAUAAUAUAGAAACAUCAAGUAGUUCAUUAACUGAUGAUUUGAAAUCUUUAACAAAUGCUAGUUUAUACAAUACUAAUUUGGUUGCUUCUUUGUAUGAGGAGUUAAAUAAACGAGAUGUUAUUAUUCAAGAGCAAAACAAUGAAAUUAUUAUCAUGAAAAAUCACUUAACCAAUACAAGAAUAGUUGAGACCAAUCUGCAAACUCGGUUAGAAUCAUGUAGUUCUAUGAUCAACAGUUUGAAACAUCAACUUAAUGAAACAGCCAAUGUCAAUGAUAUCAGUAAUGAUAUUAUCAAAAAGCAGCAAGCUAUGGAAAAAAAUUUUUCAAAGUACAAAGAAAAGCUUGUGGACGAACAUAGAAUUGUGACUGAAACUCUUGAUAACAUUCGACAACAUCUCAAAGGUGAUUCUCUUCAAGACACAUUUGAAAGUUUAGAACAUAGCAUAGCUUCUUUCAUGAACACUUUUUUUAUGUUUGAAAAAGUCUACCCUUGGAGUAAGGGAAGGAAUACACUAGCCAUAGAGAAUAAACAUGUUUGCAACGGUAAAAAAUCUGUGGAAACGUUUAAAGAUCAAGUCAAAGUUGUUUACUUUUUUGGAGAAACUGCAUCGCCUGUUUUUCAGAUUUCCAGUAUAAGGUUAGGCGUGAUGACUCUUUACGAUUUUAAGCAAUUAAUCAAUCGACCAGGUUCCUAUCGUUACUUUUUCAAAACCGUAGAUAGCGACUUCGGCUUUGUAUGGAAAGAGAUUUUCUUUGAUAAAGACGUUUUACCUGGAAUUGAAAACAAAGUGGUGGCAUGGAUUGAAAAGGGCGCAAUGGAAGGCGUAAAUAAGUUUGACGAUUGAUAAUAUAUCAUAAGUUAAUGGCAUUACAUUUUAUUUACUAUGGUAAUGUUGAAAACCAAGCAUAAAAAUCGUAGCAUAUCAAACGACGUGCUUUUAACUGAACGUACAAAUAUUUCAUUUACUUAUAUUUUAUACAUAUACAUUAGGGUGGAUCGAUUUUAAAAAUUUUUGAAAUUUGAUUUGCCUGAGCUGCGAAUCGAUGUCUUUUGGUGAAAAAUGAGUUUUAGAGGUUCCUUUUUGGAUUAUAAAUUUAUGACGGAUCCUAAUAUUGUUGAAAUUUUUUUUUUUCUAAACUAUAUCAACCUGGUACUCAAAAGAAGC